This is a messenger RNA of Pristis pectinata (smalltooth sawfish), 6711 nucleotides long. RefSeq names its product erythroid differentiation regulatory factor 1 (gene edrf1). The transcript is spliced from 25 exons. The record is from RefSeq and is a predicted model, not a curated record. Bases 296 to 4027 code for a protein of 1243 amino acids. Gene Ontology annotation, biological process: positive regulation of DNA-templated transcription. Lineage: Eukaryota; Metazoa; Chordata; Chondrichthyes; Rhinopristiformes; Pristidae.
UCGUGCGGCAGAAGUUUCUGGUGACAGCUCGGCGCUCUGGUGCGCGGUCGGGCGGUGAGCGGAGCCGGAGCCCGAGCUGGGCGGUGCGGGGUUACCGGGCAGGAGGUUGGGGCGGACCGGCGAGUGCUCUGUCCCCCUCCCCCGGUCCUCCUUGUGAACCGCGUACUAAAACCAUCGCUCAUUUACCCGUGCGCGCGCCCGUGUAAUAAUUUUCUAGAAGGUUCUGGAAUAGUUUGAUGGUUCUUUCCAGGAAGUUGAUUCUUUCCCCGCAGCCUACGGCGCCGAGCGAGGAGGGAUGGAGGCCAGGGAGCCCCGGGAGUGUGCAGCGGCAGCUGGCGGCUCUCCCCCUCGGACCGCCACCGACCACAGGGACAGCGGCAGGGAGGAUGGUGACUUCAAACAGGAAAGCAUUGUUGGAGGUAAUGAAGUGAAGAGUACAGCAGUGGUAAAAUAUUCUGCUGUCCCACCUCCUGCUGCUUAUGCACGACUUCAAGAAAAAACUGACCUUAAGCUGCCACCUGCAAAUUGGUUGCGUGGAAUUAGUCAGCUUGGACAAACAGGUGCAACCUCUCUUGGUACAAGCAAAAAAAGCAAGCCAUUUUCCAGCUUUGGAAUGGCAUAUGACUUCAUUGACUGCAUCGGUAAUGAUGUUGAUGUUGUGUCUGAUUCAGAGAACAUAAAAAAAUUGCUGAAGAUUCCAUAUAGCAAAUCACAUGUCAGCAUGGGUGUUCAUCGCAUUGGAAGAACUCUCCUGCUUGAUGAAUUGGAUAUUCAGGAACUCUUUGUGACCUCGUCUCAGACAGGGGAUUGGAAUUGGUUAAAAGAAUUAUACCAAAGGCUUGUAGAUCCAAAAUGGCAGAGGAAAAAAAAGAGCAGAGAACAUUUUUAUCAGAAAGCAAUUCUGUCCAAAUUUCUCUACUAUAGCAUCAAUGGGGAUUGUGCAGCAGAAGCAGUUCCAACUCCGAUAGCACAGCCCACUGACACACAGUCCCAGGAAAACCAAAUAGAAGUAGAGGAGUCCUCAUGGCCUGCACCUCUGAGAGCCCCUGCUUCUGUCCCUGAAGAUGAAAAUCCUCAAGAACAGGGGAAUGUUCCUCUGGGAGCCACAUAUGUAUUAGAGCAGGUGGCCUCUACCCCGAAAGAACAAAACCUGACUACUUUUUUGAAUGAAGGGGAAAACAGUCAGGGGCUAAAAAAUGAUUUUGUAAGGAAUAUUCUAUGGACGUUUGAAGACAUUCACAUGCUCGUGGGUUCAAAUAUGCCUAUUUUUGGUGGUGGAAAAUAUCCAGCUGUCAGCUUAAGACUCAGAGAUAGCAACAAACCAAUUAAUAUAUUGACGGGGAUUGAUUAUUGGUUAGAUAAUCUAAUGUGCAAUGUUCCAGAGCUUGUCAUGUGCUUUCACGUUAAUGGGAUUGUACAGCGAUAUGAAAUGAUAAAGACAGAAGACAUCCCCAAUUUGGAUAAUUCCAGCUUCUCCACAAAAGUGGUUAAGGAUAUUGCUCAGAAUAUACUAUCAUUUCUAAAAGCAAAUUGUACUAAAGAAGGACAUACAUAUUGGCUUUUUAAAGCAAGUGGAAGUGAUAUUGUAAAACUCUAUGAUCUGACAACACUUUGUGAAGAAACAACUGAAGACAAAUAUCAAAAUCCUUUCACAAUGCCCGUGGCAGUCUUGCUGUACAAGGUUGCUAGCAACAUGAUGAUGAAGAAAGUUCAGAACAGAAAGCAUUACGGGAUCAUAAGGAUGCUCUUGUUAAAUUGCAUUAAAUUACUGGACAAAGAAAAACAUCCCCAGUUUGUGCAGAUUAUUGCUUCAGCCAAUUAUAUGAUCUCAGAACUUUUCCAACUGAAUGAGCCACCAAAGCAAGAUGAAAAUGGAUCAACCCUGAAUGAAAAUUCUGAUGAUAGUUACAGUGAAGAUGAGGAUCUUCCGGAGGACAGUGAUGAUAAUGGUUCAUUCAGCAAUGGCUCUGAUCCUUCAGAUGAUAGCAAAGCUGUUGCCGUCAUUAGAUCUGUUGGCGAGUUGUCUGUACCUGAAAAGUACAAAUCAACACACCAGAUAAGGUUUUUUUUUGUUUUUAAGCCCAGCUGCGCCUUUCCAGUCUGUCAUGACAUGGAGGAACGUUGUAGAGUUGUUCUCAAUUAUGUUCUCGAGGGACUGAAGGCUGUUGAUGGGAGUAUUAAAAAGGAGAGUGAUCUUCCAGCUGCUGAUCCAAGUAUUCCAAUCCCUCUGAAGUAUGCAGAUGAAUCAGAAUGCACGGGUCACAAAGCUCUUAAGAAACAAAUUGCUCUGUUUUUAGAUAAAGUGGGUCCAGUUCAUGAUACAGUUAACCUUCCCAGUCAAUCUGGAAUGAUACCAAACACGUGGCAAUAUCAAAUGAAAUUGAAUCUGAUCUUCAAAGCUUCAAGAGCUUAUUUUAUUCUUUCAGAGGCAGCUACUGCUCUGCAAAAAUAUGGUAGAGCUUUGAGAUACAUUAAACUUGCUUUACAAUCUCUAGAUGCCUAUUGCUGCCUUAUUAAUAAUUUGUCACCCGAGGUCUUAUUUUUUCUCAGUCAGUGCUUGACACUUAAUGGUGACAUUCAGUUAAUGUUAGCACAAAAUGCAAGUAAUAGAGCAGCUUAUCAGGAGGAAUAUAGCUACCAAUCCAGAGAGGAUCAAGAAAUCUUACAUAGUCUCUACAGAGAAUCAAGUUGCCAAGCUUUCAGCUGGGCUACAGAGCUUUAUAUGGAUCUGGAAUACCAACUUUCAGUUAGCUGCAAAUGCUAUGAGGCAGCAAAUGAGCUGCUGCAUUCCUGUGAUCAGAAAGUUCAUGUUGUGGAGCAACAUACACAAGUGCUAAAAAGAUUAGGCAAUAGCAGAAAUGAGGUUGGAGUUUUCUAUAUGAAUCAGGCUGCUGCUAUUCAAACAGAGGGAACAGCAAGCAAAGGCAUCACAGCAUUAGAACAAGAACUUUGGAAGAAAAGUUUUUCCUAUUUUGAAAAGGGAAUUCAAGAUUUUGAGACCAUAGAGGAUGCAACCAAUACUGCCUUAUUACUUUGCAACACUGGUAGAUUGAUGAGACUUUGCGCGCAGGCACACGCUACUACUGGAAGCAAUAUGAAACGAGGAGAAUUUUCACCUGAGGAAGCCUUGUAUUAUAACAAGGCUGUGGAUUAUUAUCUAAGAGCAAUGCGAUCACUCACUAAAUGGGAGAAACAUCCAGCUGUUUGGGAUUCAGUGAAAUGGGAGCUGUCAACAACCUAUUUUACAAUGGCAACACUAGAACAAGAUUACGCUCCACUGUCGAGAAAAGCUCAGGAACAGAUUGAGAGGGAAGUCACCGAUUUCAUGAUGAAAUCUCUUAAAUACUGUGAUAUACAUACAGAAUCUGCAAGACAACCUUUGUGUCAAUAUCGGGCUGCAACUAUUCAUCAUAGACUUGCUUCCAUGUACCAUAAUUCCCUUAGAAACCAGGUUGGUGAUGAUCACUUCCGCAAGCAGUACCGUAGUUUGGCUGAUCUCCAUUACAACAAGGCUGUAAAAUUGUUUCAGUUGCUGAAAGAUGCACCUUGUGAGCUUCUGCGAGUUCAAUUGGAGCGAGUUGCAUUUUCAGAGUUUCAGAUGACAAAUCAGAAUAGCAAUGCAUCAAAGUUGAAAACACUUUCAGGAGCAUUGGAUAUAAUCAUUAAUUCAGAAUAUCCAUUUCAAUUGAUCCAAAGUGAACUUUCUUGUGAUCAAGCACGGCAAGGUGGUUGCCAUGAAAAUCAGGAGGGAAAUGCCUCUGAAAAUGAUUCCUCCAGCCUUAACGAAGAAGAGAUUCUGAAACUUGUCAACAUGUUUGAAACUCGGCUCUCCUUUCUUUUGUUUCAACUUAUCAAAUUGCUAACUUCAAAAAGAAAAAGCAGUGGAACUAUUGAUGAUCAAAUAACAUUGAAAAACUACAAACAUGCUUAUUCAACACUACUGCGGGCAACAGCAGAUAAAGACACCACCUUACUACAGAGAGUGGAAAUGAUACUGAGUUUAUUAAAACAAUUAUCAUCUCGUUAAUGACACAAGAUUUUCUCUGACGGUUACCAUAUUGACAGCACCAUUAUAAUGUUUAUCUUUGCUGACAAGACUUUAUUUGAACAGUCAGUAAUGCAACCUGUUCAAAGAUAGUGCAGCGACUUUCCAAGAGCCUCUUUGAUCUAUGGAGGUAUAAUCAUAUGGUGUUACUAGUCUGGAUGGUACCUCAGCAACAGAUAAGUAUCACCAAUUUAAAGCUAAUUAUUUGAAGCAAUACUUUAAUUUACCAUUAGACAUUGCAAUGAAAUUGUCAGAACCUGGGACUUGGUCUGCAUGAGUAACCUAGUUUUGGGCAAAUUGGUAGUUAUGGUGCUACAGUUAGCCAUGCCAUUCCUGAAUUAAGGAAUGUGGUGAAAUGAUUCAUGUUCCCUGCUGCUGAUGGUUUUUCAUGUCAGGUGAAUGCAGGACUAGGUCUGACAAUGGUAUCUUCACCUUUCAAUAGUUGUUUGAAACUUCUACCUCAAACUUGUCACAUAUGAAGAAUGUCUAUGGCGAGAAACUGAGUUCAAUAUCCCAGCAUGUCGCAAAAAAGGAGGAAAAUGGUAACAAAAGCAAUUUAAGAGCUUAAUUAUAAUAUUGCUUUUUUAAUUGUAAUUAUUUCCAAUGUGUAUGCAAAUUGCAUUUCAAAAUGUGUCGGUGAAUUACUGUAUGAAAUGUAAAUCUUGUAACUAGAGGCAACAUGAAUGAAGCUCUCUAAAUUGUGUAGAACAAACAAGGUACCAUAAUAAAACUAUGCCCACAAAAUCAACUUGCAAGACAAUCUACAGUGUCGUAAAUGACAUUUGGAAUAUUUUGCAAUUUACUUAACAGAAUAUAAUAUGUGAAUAUUAAACAGCAUUUGCCCAUGAUAAUAGAAAAUAUUUGCAAAGUAAGCAAAAUGUUACGAUUUCAUUUCAAAAUGAAGACAGUAAGCUAGACCUGUGGAAACUUCUUAUCUUGAUCAGCUCUUGGGCAUAAAGUUGUUUUUUUUCUUUCUUAGAACAUGUGUGUUUCAGGCAGGAUUUAUUCCCUAGCCUUAUUUAACUUGAGAAGUGCAGGUCUUUCUAUUUUAUAUGUGCUGAAACAGCUCCCACUAUUACCUUAGCUAGGACUUUGAACCAGCAACAAGUGAAUAGUAAUAUAUGUCUAAGCUAAUAAGUGUUAGGAUUCUUGAAGGUGAUGCUUUCCAGUCAGUUAUUAAAUAAAGUAAUGAGUUUUAGAAGUUAUCAAAGGAACAUUUAGAUUUUCUGCAGACCAUUAUGUAUUUGGUGCACAUUGUGUACCAGAAGUAGAGAGGUAUAUUUUAAGCAUGAAUGAAUUUGUGCAUAUUUUAAGCUGAUUUUGCUGUGGGCAGUUGCUAUUUUUUUUGCAACUGAACCCAUCCUGACAAAUGGGUGUGCUCUAUCACAUUCCUAACUUCUGCUCUGCUCCCAUAAUGCAUUCUGGGUGACAAGGAGGCUCUUGUUGCAAAACACCCAGCCUUUAUCUGAUUUAGUAGUUAUGGUACUACUGAGGCUAGUCCAGUAAAGUUUGUGUCAGUUGGUGAAUUUAAAGUGCAGGGCAGUAAAGUGGAGGGGGCAGUUGGGCUAAUCUUUACUAGAAUAGUGCUUGCCCAUCAAUGUUACUUGCCACUUAAUCAGAACCUGGAUGAUAUGUUCUACGCAGAUAGCUUCAUUAUUGAUAUUGAAGCAGUCUUCUGGUAAUGGUGAAUGAUGGAUAUAAUGAUACUCUCCAUGUCCAUGGUUCUCAUAAUUAUCACCUUUAUUAACUUUUUGGAAAAAAGCCCUGCAGCUAAUGCAUUCAAUCAGUUCAGAAAAGAUUUUUAAAAUUGCUUAGCUUUACAAGUUUGAAUUGAUAUUAACAGUUCCAAGGGAAUACUUUGUUAGCUGUAAAGCACUUUGGGGUGUUCUAUCAUUCUGAAAAGUGCUAUUUAGAAGUAAUCUUUUGUGUGUUUGCACAUAAUAUCCUUGUGUUGUUCAACAUGUUAAAUCUGCAGUUUCAUAAUAAGCAUAAUUGUUUUUAAUAAAGAGAAUUCAACAGUAUAAACUUGAGAUUUUCAAGAUUUACAAUGUGCAUCUUGUAUAAUACUGGAUUUUUGUUAUCAAGUUGUAAAGUUUGUAACUAACUGUAGAUAAUUUGAAACAAUGUGCAAUGUUCUCCAAUGGGCAGAUUUGAAUGCAAAAUUUGUAAAUCGGGUCAAUAUUUAUACUGUAACUUUAAUGUAUGAUUUGAAUGCAUAACAAGCACGUUUUUGUAACUUGGAAUGAGUGACUGUCUUCUAAUUGGUAUGCCGAAGAAAAUUGUGUUACUUCAUUCAUAGUUUUAUUUCCUUGUCUUUAUGACCUAUUGUUUCUUUUGUGGUUUGGAUGAGAGAAUUUUAUUUAGGGAGAAGAGUCUUUGUGAAUCCAUCCUGAGAUUUCAGGUGGUUUGGAAAAAGUGUUAAGUAGAUGGAGCUCAAAGAGGGAACAUUUCAGAACUAAUAGAAGUUGAGUGGAAAAGCUUACGAUAAUUUUUUUUCAAGAUUGGAAACUUGAAUUCUAUCAACUUUUAUAAUUAGGAGUCUGGUUUCAUAAAACCCAGAGGGCUUUGUGGCAUUUAAAUACUCAGAAAUGUAUUAUAUUUUGGAAAAACGUUCACUCCGCUACCAAUAGGUAAAAAUGUGUGACAUUUUAAAAUAAAAUUUAAUA